Molecule: messenger RNA, 1523 nt
Organism: Vitis riparia (riverbank grape)
Lineage: Eukaryota; Viridiplantae; Streptophyta; Magnoliopsida; Vitales; Vitaceae
Product: 30S ribosomal protein S1, chloroplastic
Exons: 7
Coding region: 60-1292 (410 amino acids)
Biological process (GO): translation
Cellular component (GO): chloroplast stroma
Molecular function (GO): mRNA binding; structural constituent of ribosome
Source: RefSeq, a predicted model, not a curated record
CGAACAAAAAGAAACAUUUCCCCAUUUCUGAGUCCUCAAAGAGCAAAAUACAGAUAGAAAUGGCGUGUUUGGCACAGCAAUUCACAGGGCUGAGGUGCCCACCUAUCUCUUCUUCACGCCUUUCCAAACCCUUCUCUCCAAAACAACCCCAGAAGCCCAGCUUUGUUCGCAUAGUCUCCGCUGUGGCAAUCUCAAAUGCCCAGACCAAAGAGAGGCUCAAGCUCAAAGAAAUGUUUGAAGACGCCUACGAGCGAUGCCGUACUGCUCCAACGGAAGGCGUCUCCUUCUCUGCCGACGAUUUCUACUCCGCUCUCGACAAGUACGACUUCAAUUCCGAAAUUGGCACCAAGGUUAAGGGAACGGUGUUUUGCACCGACACCAAUGGGGCACUUGUAGACAUUACUGCAAAAUCUUCAGCAUAUUUGCCGGUUUAUGAGGCAUGCAUUCACAAAAUAAAACAUGUAGAAGAAGCUGGGAUUGUUCCUGGUGUGAGGGAGGAGUUUGUGAUUAUUGGUGAAAAUGAAGCUGAUGAUAGCUUGAUCUUGAGCUUAAGGUCAAUCCAGUAUGAUCUUGCAUGGGAACGAUGUAGACAGCUUCAGGCUGAGGAUGUUGUUGUGAAGGGUAAGGUUGUAGGUGCAAAUAAAGGUGGAGUGGUGGCAUUGGUGGAGGGUCUUCGUGGGUUUGUUCCUUUCUCACAGAUAUCAUCAAAAACAAUUGCUGAAGAGCUUCUUGAUAAAGAACUUCCCGUGAAGUUUGUGGAGGUUGAUGAGGAACAGUCUAGGCUUGUUCUCAGCAACCGCAAGGCCAUGGCAGACAGCCAGGCACAGCUAGGAAUCGGAUCAGUGGUUACUGGAACUGUUCAGAGUCUGAAACCAUACGGUGCCUUCAUCGACAUUGGUGGAAUUAAUGGCCUUCUUCAUGUCAGUCAGAUCAGUCAUGAUCGUGUCUCAGAUAUUGCCACAGUUCUUCAACCUGGUGACAUCCUCAAGGUUAUGAUCCUGAGCCACGACCGUGAGAGAGGCCGUGUGAGUCUCUCAACUAAGAAGUUAGAACCUACCCCUGGAGACAUGAUUCGCAAUCCAAAGCUUGUUUUUGAGAAGGCGGAGGAGAUGGCUCAGACAUUCAGGCAGAGAAUAGCUCAAGCAGAAGCUAUGGCUCGGGCAGACAUGCUAAGAUUCCAACCUGAGAGUGGAUUAACUCUCAAUUCGGAUGGAAUCUUGGGCCCCGUUUCCGCAGACUUGCCAGCAGAGGGUCUAGAUCUAAGUGAUGUUCCUCCUGCUGAUGACUCUUGAUUGAUAGUUUCACAGUGCCGACCUGAUUUUUCUUUUUUCAGUUACAUUAUUUUGCUUGUCAGGGUUGCAAACAUACCUCAACUCCCGUAGCUUAAUAGAUCCCUUCUUCUCUUCAAUUUUAUUACUAUUCAUGCCCCAGCAACUGCCAUAGUUCUAUGGAUUGCUGGUGUUCACCCCUAUGAAAACACUGUUUUAAUGAUCUUUAAUAUUUCCAAUUACAAUUCACUAAAA